Messenger RNA from Gasterosteus aculeatus aculeatus (three-spined stickleback), 2723 nucleotides. It is a transcript of the gene synj2bp, whose product is annotated as synaptojanin 2 binding protein. The record is from RefSeq and is a predicted model, not a curated record. Lineage: Eukaryota; Metazoa; Chordata; Actinopteri; Perciformes; Gasterosteidae. Gene Ontology annotation, cellular component: basolateral plasma membrane; cell junction. Gene Ontology annotation, molecular function: protein kinase binding. Gene Ontology annotation, biological process: embryo development; receptor clustering; establishment or maintenance of epithelial cell apical/basal polarity.
AAUGAAUUGUGGGUAAUUCCCCUGGACAAAGUCUGCAUCCAAUGCGGAAAGGACCAAGAAGGCUGCAUGAGAGCCUCAAACCCUCACGGAGUCCCCAAGGGAACUUUGCGACCCAGUUUCUAGUCUAGAAACACACACGACACGUAGAACGGACGGUUUAACGCGACAUCGACGUGGGACCAACUUAUUGUAACUUUAGUUAUUCUACGUCUCUGAGGUCGGCCUGCGGUUCCGCCUCGGCCCUGCAGGGGGCAGCACGGCCACAGACCGCCGGCCGCAACCGAAGGAAGCAAAUCGAAACUCCUCAAUGAGUUCACCUUCGGAUAAAUAGUUUGUCCGUUCUUCGCGGAAGACGUUCUUGGCAAAAUGAACGGCUCGGCGCACCCUUCGCCCGGCACGGUGGACAUAAAGCUGAAGCGCGGCUCUGCGGGUUUGGGGUUUAACAUCGUGGGGGGCGUGGACCAGCAGUACGUCGUGAACGACAACGGCAUCUACGUCAGCAAACUGAAGGAGGACGGAGCGGCGGCGCUGGACGGGAGACUCCAAGAGGGGGACAAGAUCCUCGCGAUCAAUGGAGUGGCGCUUGAGAAUCUGACGCACCGAGCCACGGUGGAUCUCUUCAGGACCGCCGGGGAGCACGUGGAGCUCCGAGUUCUGAAAAAGUUUCCUAAUCACGUCAAUGGACCGACGGGCUCACGACCCGAGCCCAAUCCUCCCGUGUCUUCUCUGGAAGUACUGGUCGCUUUAGGCGCAGUGGUAGCUGUCUGUGCCGUUCUCUUCAUGCGGCUCCGUAAGAAGCACUUUUAACAAAGCCAACGUCUGUUUUAGGAUCAAAAACUUUGCUGAAGGCCAAAGAAAAGAAAAGGGGGGGAUCAAACAAUCAACGCUGUUAUUUUCUUUUUUUAAUUUGUAGGGGAACGUGUCGCUGAUGAGUUUCCCAUGUUCAUGUGUAUGUCGUGAUUUAACGGUAGCUCCUCGACACCCUUCCUCUGCAAAAGGAAUCUCUUACCACAACGGCUCCCUUUUCAUCGUUAACCCUGUGACCGUGCGGAGGAUGAGGAGGGUUCUAUAUCUAUUCCUGCUGCCCAGGCAGAAAGCAAACGGUGGCCCCGGACACAGAAUACAAUGAAUCCCCUUUGGUCAAGUGGGACUUGUUCCAACUCCGGGGUCCGUUUGCGAGCUGAAAGGCCGCGCUGUGUUCAGUCCUUCGCAGGCCUCUGUGCACCUCUGGCUCAGAGUGGCACAUCUGUCCGAGCGUCAACAUGACAGAAACCUGCUGCACGUUCAGUCCGUCAGUGUUUUUGAGAAGAAGAAAAAGUAUGAGGCGACAGUUUGUUUUUUUUCGUUUUGCAACCUCUUGCAGUGGUGAGAGGAGCGGCAAACCUGCUGUGCUGAAAGAGGCCGGUAGUUCACGUGAUGCACUGUCUUGGAAAUGACCUGAGUGCCUUUUUUUUCUGUCUAUUAAAAGCAGUGUUUGGUCGUGAGGAUCAAAAUGAAAAUCAACCCAAUACGUCCAUUAACGCAUUCAAUUAAAGGAUGUUGCUGGCAAUAAUCUUUCUCUCUUAUUGUCAACAAAUGCCAUUAAAAAUGCCAAAACCAACAGUUAGUUCCUCUGUUUAUUAAAACUUUACCCACCGUAAUGCACACAUGAAGAAAAAAUACACUAAACACAAUAUUUAGUUUUACUUUAUAAAAUGUCUCCUGAAACCGUUGGGCACUGUAACUAAUUAUAAGUUGCUUAAACACCAGUAAAUUGUGCAUUAUUGUGGGGAGAGACUAUUUACAGCUGUGGAUAAUACAUACUUUGUGCUGUAAUCAGUACUCUGGGCAGCAGGAGGGUGAGUGAGGGCGAGUGUGACUGAGUCCAAAUAAACGUCAGUGUUAGAAACAUGUCAAUCAGUGUAACAGUGCUGCUCAGUGAUGCAUUUUUUUAUCUCUUUUUGGAAAGCAGUGGAACUCCGUUGCACAAAUAUAUGUCGGACAAUACUAAUGAAUUUGUUGGUAUGGAUCUUUAAAUGGGAUUCUCUUAAAGUAAGAAAAACACUAUCAGACCUCUUGAAAAAAGCCAAAUAUGCUUUUAAGUAUCACCAAGUCUUUUCUUUUUUUAAGGGUUUAUUUUAAGUCAUGUGGUCGCUGGGGAGGAGUAACUCGUUUCAAUCAUUCCUUGGAUAAAUUACAUGUGGUGAGCAGCUCGUUGACUCUGAGAGAUGCGGCAAUAUUUUUGUUGUAUGUCACAGCCAUUUCAGAUAUUGUUCUAAUGUUUCAUGAGGCCAGUACUAAUAGUCCCAUUGCACCUUCUGCCGAUGAAUUGAUUUGUGUUAUGAUUCAGUUAAUUUGUGUGAAGAAUCAACAGCUUUAUACAGAAAAUCUAUUUGAGCAAGCUCAAUGUUAUGAAACGUUGUUUUUCUUUAGACAAAUGAGUUGUUGUUGACAAUGUUUUUGUUUUUUGCACUAGCCACAACCAUGGAACUCCUAACUUCCAUAGAACGGAUGAAUAAGUGUGUGUGUGUGUGUUCACAUUUGUCAGUCUGCAGUGCUUCUAUCAUGCAGUCGUCUCCGUGUGGGACCGUAUGUGGCUCUGUAAAUACAGUUCAUGUUGCUGAAUGGGACUGAAUAUGUGCAGGGUGCCAGAGAAUGCAGAUCAGAGGCACUAAUAAAUGAUGUAAAAUAUUGUGGGUUUUACAUCCAAGCACCUACUGUAUUAAAAAUGCAUUUUGAUCUAC